AUGGUUUCCUCUGAAACUCGAAUCAAACUGUUCCAUCAAGCCAUUUGUUUCUUCCUUUUAGCAAUCUUGCUUCAUCCCACAACCUCAAGUGAUCUGUUCCGCGUCCGUCUAAAGAAGAGACAGCUCGAGAUUGAUGACUUUAGAGCAAGCAGAGUGAUCAGGAAGCUGAAACAUUCACAAAGUCUCACAAAUGACCAAUUUUUUCCUACUCUAGGAAGUGAUUCCAAUGAAGAAAAUGUGGUGAUUCUAAAGAACUACUUAGGAGUAAUCGGCAUCGGAACACCUCCACAAGAAUUCGAAGUUAUAUUCGAUACCGGAAGUUCCAAUUUCUGGGUUCCAUCUAUACAUUGCCAAUUCUUUGACAUAGCUUGUUGGGUCCAUCACAAGUACAAAUCUACCAAAUCCAAAACAUACACAAAGAACGGAAGGCCAAGUACUAUAACUUAUGGUUCGGGUUCGAUAUCGGGCUUCUUUAGUGAAGACAAUGUGAAAGUUGGUGAUCUUGUAGUUAAAGACCAGGAAUUCAUCGAAGCUACACGUGAAAAGAGUCUCUCUUUUCUCCUAGCAAAGUUUGAUGGAGUACUAGGCUUAGGGUUUCAAGAGAUUUCAGUCGGAAAUGCCGUCCCACUUUGGUACAACAUGGUGAAUCAAGGGCUAGUGAAGGAGAAAGUUUUCUCAUUCUGGCUCAACCGUGAUACGAAAGGCGAAACAGGAGGUGAGAUUGUGUUUGGCGGUGUUGAUCCCGCGCACUUCAGAGGCAACCACACAUAUGUUUCUGUCACAAGAAAAGGCUACUGGCAGUUUAACAUGGGAGAUAUACUUAUUGGAAACAGCUCAACUGGUUUUUGUGAGCAAGGUUGUGCUGCAAUCAUGGACUCAGGAACUUCACUACUUGCUGGACCAACUACGGUAAUCACGCAAAUCAACCACGCAAUUGGCGCUAAGGGCGUAGUUAGCGUGGAGUGCAAGCAAGUUGUUUCUCAAUACGGAGAGGUGAUUUGGGAUCUGUUAGUCUCAAAGGUACUGCCUAGUCUAGUGUGUAAAGAAAUCGGUCUUUGUGUUUUCAGAACAGAGACGGGAAUGGAAACAGUGGUUGAGCAAGAAAGAUCAUCAAGAGGUCUAUGUAAAAUCUGUGAGAUGGCUGUUGUUUGGAUUGAAACACAGCUGAAACAGAAACAAUCUAAAGAGAAAGUUUUUGAAUACUUGAAUCAGCUUUGUGAGAGCUUUCCCAGUCCUGCCGGAGAAUCAGUCAUUGAGUGCAAUAACAUUAAAAUCAUGCCAAAUGUUACAUUCACAAUUGGAGGCAACCCUUUUUCUCUCACCCCUCAACAGUACAUUCUUAAAACUGGAGUAGGUUAUGCUAAGAUGUGCAUAAGUGGGUUUUCAGCUUAUGAUUUGCCUCCACCAAGUGGUCCACUUUGGAUCAUUGGAGAUGUCUUUAUGGGAGCAUACCACACGGUUUUCGAUUCAGGCAAUCUUCGAAUCGGAAUCGCAGAAGCUUCGUAG
Molecule: messenger RNA, 1506 nt
Organism: Microthlaspi erraticum
Lineage: Eukaryota; Viridiplantae; Streptophyta; Magnoliopsida; Brassicales; Brassicaceae
Source: the annotation of a GenBank genome assembly